This is a messenger RNA of Xiphophorus maculatus (southern platyfish), 3443 nucleotides long. RefSeq lists its product as uncharacterized. The transcript has 7 exons. The coding region runs from base 188 to 2497 and encodes 769 amino acids. NCBI's taxonomy places the organism in Eukaryota, Metazoa, Chordata, Actinopteri, Cyprinodontiformes, Poeciliidae. Gene Ontology annotation, biological process: negative regulation of inflammatory response. The record is from RefSeq and is a predicted model, not a curated record.
GCGGAGGCGUAUUAUUUGACAGUAGAAGUGUGUGGAGAGGCAGGGAGCUCCGGGGGUCUCCGGUUGGUCCAUGAGCGAUGGGAGCGCGCCCCCGACACUUCAGGUGAUCCAGAGGGAAGCAGAGAGGAGCGGGACGCUGGUCGCUGGUGCGUCGCGUUAGAGAAACGGCCAAAGAGUUGGAGGAAAAAUGACUUGUGUUACGUCGCCCGGAGCGCCCGCUUCACUGACAGCAUGUCUGCUCUUCGUUGCGGGAUGUUUCGCACAGAAAGUGUACUUUGACUGCGGUGCCAGGGUGGAUGUGGUGGACGUUCAAGGCCUCAUUUUGUCUCCUGGCUUCCCCUACAACUACUCCUCUGGUACUCACUGUGUUUGGCAGUUUGUUGUUCCAGUCGAUUACCAGCUUGUUCUGGAGAUAUUUGACUUUGACGUCUUCGAAAGCCACGAUUCCGAAGCUCAGUACUCUGCUUUCUCUAAUUUUGAAGAAGAAGACGAAGAGGCAGCAGCAGAGGAAAGAGGGAAGGUCACCCCUACCAGCUUAUCCGCUAACAAAAGCUUGUCAACAGCCGCAAAAGCAGCGCUUCAGAGCACAGGGGGUCUUUUAAAGACUUCCCGAGAUGGUGUUCCUAAUCAAGUCGUGGUCCAGGAACAGUCUACAAAAAUGGAGAUUGCCAAAGUUUCAAAUUCUGCCAAAAGAUCUGCAGACCUGUCCUCUAGUCUGUCUUCAUUGGCCUCUUCUUCCCUCCUUCUCCUACCUGGUGCUGCGCCACCUGCAGACAAGGUCAACAACUCCAUCUCUGCCUCUCCCUCAAAUGAAAAUCUCAGUCCCACUUUGAACCCAAGCGCGGUUAUGGAGGACACCACCUAUGGCUCACCACCCUCCACAGGAACUCCUCCUGUGAGCCCUGAAACUCAGCAGUCCAUCUUUGACGCCUGCCCCCACGACGUCCUCUACAUCUCAGACCUCAUCACCUUUUCUUCUAGGUUCUGCGGGUCCAACCGCCCUCCCAGCAGCCAGCUGGUUUUUGGCUCAAGCCAAGAGAUGGUGGAGGUCAUCAUGGAGCUGAUCACCACCACCCACUGGGGACGCGGAUUCGCGCUUCUGUUCCACUACCACAACCUGACCGAGCCGGGAGGGGACCAACGAACCACGUCCCCGUCAGGCGGCAAGGUGGACUCCCUUCUUACCGCUGUGAGCGGAGCCGCAUUCUUCGCUCUGAUACUCACGACUGUACUCUGCAUCAUUUUCAGACCCAAACUGUGUCCAAAAAGAGCCAGUUCCUGCACGUCCAGCAACUCUGAGGUCGCGGAGGGAGUCCAGAGAGUUGCCGCCGAGAUCAGUGAGCUCCAGCUGAUGGCUGAGAAUGAAGCCGGUCCGGAGAUGACCGCAGAGCAGGACAUCGACAGCAACCAGCCCCGUGCAGUCGCUGCUGAAGGCGAUGCGCCCCAGACUGUAGACGUGGAGCUCUCCUGCAGCGGUUUGACUGAACUUGAUCUCGGUGCAGAUGAGGUUUUCAUUGUAUCACCAGCUGCUUGCCCAAGCCGGCUGCCCUUCUAUCCUUAUGCUCAGCGGGAGAGGUUCCUGCGACACAGUGACACCGGCCCCGGUCCUUCAUGCGACUGGCCCUCAGCGGACCCCAACACCUCGCCGGCCGGGGCCAGGUCCCUUAGAGAGAGCGUCUGCUCGCGACCGAGAGCGUGGAGCGUACGCACCUUCCAGGACUUCCUGCCUCCGCUGCCGCAGCUUCACAAGAAGUGGUGCAGCUGGAACUCCACCAGCCCCUUCACCAAGCUGGUGGACAACCCGCCAUCCGGUUUGAUCCCCGACCGCAAAGACAGCAACAGCAGGAAAGUGUUCUCCGACGCCCACCUGGAGGCCCAGGCGAACACCAGCAUCGUCUCGGACUCCUCCACCAGCAACGUCUCCUACCCCCUCAUGCAGCCCACACAGCGCCAGCGACGCCUCAACUCUGCCAGCAACCUGCGCCGCUCCCGCUUCACCGGGCCGUGUUUCGGCCUUCUCUCCGAAACAAAAGAUCCACCGAAGGGGGGCGGCGUCCACCCGGGCUGCGUCCCCUCGGAGACCGGCCCUGGCUCCUCUUCCUCACCCUCCUCCUGCUCUUCCUCCUCCUCUUCUGCUCAGUGCCACGUCAAGAGCGCGCCGGCCGGAAAGAGGCUGGAGUUCCCAGGCGAGGGCGAUCACAUCAGCGUGCCGGUGUUCGCCAUCUCCGAGGAGGAGGACAGGCAGCCGCUGGUCUCGGCUCAGCACCUGGUGCAGACGAACGGACCGGUCAGGGCGAAGCACGAGAGCAAACGGCCUCCCGCGGGCGGCGUCAGCCCCAAGAGGGUCAGGCCGGAGUGGAGGCCGUGGGGCAGUCAGGUGUCGGGGGGAGCCGCUCCGCCAGCUUCAGGAGCGUCCAACGAGUCGGACGCGCUUAAGAACGGCCAGCCGUCCGUUAGUCUGUCCACGGGGCUGUGCUCCGUGACAAACCACAUGUGACCAAGAGCCGAGACUGUGCUGACCGAGACCUGGAUUUCUGAACUAGUGGCACUGUGAAAACAACAAAAAACACCUUUUUUUUUUCUUUCUGACAUCAACUUUUACAAACUCCACUCUGCAAAAACGCUGUCAUACCAAGUAUGUUUGGUCCAGUUUCCAGUGCAAAUAUCUUAGUAGACUUGAAAUAAAAAGACUAAACUAACUUUAGAGCAAGAAGUAGGAACUUUAUUUAAGUCAGUAAUUUAAUAUUGAUGAAAAAGCUUGAGUUAUAACUGUUAAUACAAAAAUGAUAUUAAAAGUUAUCAUUUUUAUAUAAUAACUUUUAUAUUGAAAGUUGCCAUUUUCCUCCAAAUUAGAAUUUGUAAAAUGGGAAACAUCUCUUGUUCCACUGGCAGAUUAAAACUAUUACUUUUUCAUAAAUAUUAAGAAAUUAGCUUAAAACAAGCUCCUAUUUCUAGCUGAAAAGCUUCUUUUGAGACAGUUUUGUCUUGUUUCAAGCGUACUACAAUAUUAUUCAGUACUGCAAGAAACCAAACCAAAAAUACUUGGCAAGAUUUUGCGCUGGCUUAUCAUUUCAUAUGUACACAUAUAAAAAAGCUCUUGGACAAAGAAAAAGCUGUUGAUUUUCCAGAGGUACUGUUUUUGUCAAAAGCACGAACGGCGUUUCUUCAUGUCUUUUAGUUCCUGUAUUUCAGCCGCUGCACCUUCCUGCGGCUCUCCAUGUGGUCAUCAUCGCUUUUUACCCACAAGUAUUAUGUAGGCCAUAGAUAAAUCAUUUAUAUCAUUGUCACGUCGGUGUACGCGUUCUCCUACUACUGAUAACGGAUUAUAAAAGGGAAGUUGGACUACUAUAUAAAGUGAGAAUAGAGACCGUUAUGUAGUACAGAGCACUUAAACAUUAGUUGUUCGUAUGCAAGUAAAGGUUCAAUAAACACGUUACUGUUAA